UGUCAGUUUUAUUAGUAGGGGCCCUCAUAACUAAUUCAAGGGAGAGCGAGAAAGAGAGGAAAGGGCAGGCAGAGGAGGAGGGAAAGAAAGGGCAACGGCUUUGUUGUUUAUUGCCAUUGUAGCACUGUUUCAGCUAUUUCUUCUCUCUUGUCUUUCCCUCUUCUUCUCCUCCUCCCAGGAGGGAGACCAAGCGAGAGAGAGAGAACGGAAAACGGUUUCAGUCAAAUCUUAUCCUCUUUGUUAGGCUGAUUCGUUUCUGUUCUUUCUCUGUUCGUUUGAAUGUGAGAUAAUUUGAAUCAUUUUGUCUUGCAUUUUGAUCAUUGAAUCAUUUCUCGCAGAUAUUUGAAUAUUGAAAUAGAGAUUUUUUUUUUGAGCGAGAACGGGAGAAGAAUUCCCUGCCAUUUUUUUGUAGGAGAGGAAUUGGUGAAUAUUGAUUUGAGAUUUUAGAGGAUUUUGGUUGUUUGUUUGCAAAGAAAAUGAGCAUAAGGGUACGAGAGGAAAGGAUGAGCAUGGGAUGGUCAUCAAUGAGUGGAGACGAGCUAAUGUUUGGGGAUUUACACGGAUCGAGCGGCCAAGACGAGAAAAUUUUUGUUUCUGUUAGAAUGAGGCCUUUGAACGAGAGAGAAAUAACGAGAAACGAUGUCUGCGAUUGGGAAUGCAUUAACAAUGCCACCAUUAUAUUCAAGAGCAACAUGCCUGAACGCUCCAUGUUCCCUACUGCCUAUACAUUUGAUAGAGUAUUUGGGAGUGAAAGCAACACAAAGCAGGUAUACGAGGAAGGAGCCAAAGAAAUUGCUCUUGCAGCAGUUAGUGGCAUUAACUCUAGUAUUUUUGCAUAUGGGCAAACAAGCAGUGGGAAGACCUAUACUAUGAGUGGAAUUACUGAAUAUGCAGUGGCAGAUAUAUUUGAAUACAUGAACCAGCACAAAGAAAGAGAAUUCGCAUUGAAAUUCUCGGCCAUGGAGAUUUACAAUGAAGCCGUCAGAGAUCUCCUUGGCACAGAUAGCACUCCGCUUCGAGUCCUAGAUGAUCCAGAGAAAGGUACGGUAGUCGAGAAGCUUAUAGAGGAGACUCUAAUAGAUUGGAACCACCUACAGGAGCUCCUUUCUAUAUGUGAAGCUCAAAGGCAAAUAGGAGAGACCUCUCUGAAUGAGAACAGCUCCAGAUCUCAUCAAAUUAUAAGACUGACAGUAGAAAGCUCUGGUCGUGAAUAUUCAGGUGCCGGAAAUUCAAGCACUCUCACAGCUACAGUGAAUUUUGUUGAUCUUGCGGGGAGCGAGCGUGCUUCUCAGACAUUGGCAGCUGGUGCAAGAUUAAAGGAAGGUUCCCACAUAAAUCGCAGUUUACUGACCCUGGGAACUGUAAUUCGCAAAUUGAGCAAGGGAAGAAAUGGACACAUACCUUACAGAGACUCUAAGCUAACACGCAUACUGCAUAAUUCCUUAGGAGGCAAUGCCAGAACUGCCAUGAUCUGCACUAUAAGCCCUGCACGCAGUCAUGUCGAGCAGUCAAGAAACACCCUCUGGUUUGCAAGUUGUGCUAAAGAGGUGGUUACUAAUGCACAGGUCAACGUAGUGAUGUCAGAUAAGGCAUUGGUAAAGCAAUUGCAAAAAGAACUAGCUAGGCUGGAGGGUCGGUUAAAGAGCAUGGGAUCAAUUUCUUUCUCAGGUGAUACUGAUGCAUUACUUAGAGAAAAGGAACUUCUGAUUGAACAGAUGGACAAAGAGAUCAAAGAAUUAACUUGGCAACGAGAUCUUGCUGAAUCUCAAGUUGAGAGUUUGCUAAGAUCAACUGGUGAAGAUCGAAGAUUAGAUGAAAAUUCAGCAUCAGAGUCCUCAGAAGUGAUCAAUCCUGUGGGUCUUUCAAAAAGCAACAUGGAUUUUGAUGAGGCCAGUGUGCUUACUCCUACCAGGAAAAUCCUACCGAUUCCAGAUCCUGAAGAAAAUUUUCUGCUGGAUAAUAGCACUCCAAAGUUUUUUGUGCCUGAACCAUUUCAUGGUUGGGAGAAUACUCAACGAAAUCACGAAGAAGCUGAAGAUAUCUGCAAGGAAGUUCAAUGCAUCGAAACAGGGGAAGAAAGUAUGAACAGGAAAACAGAAGGUGAUGUAUCGUUGGUUGGUUCUGAAGAACAAGACGAAAAGUUAGCCACAACAGCAGUGAGGAAUGAAGGUGCAGCACCAUCAACGCAGGAAGAAGAUAAAGAGUUGAACCAUGAUAAUUCAUAUAACUCUCAUGAUUCUCUGAAGCGAAAAAUUCAUGAAUUGUAUGAGACUAUCAGCCGUUUAGAACAAUCUUCUUCCAUUGAAGCAGGUGCGUCUAGUCCUAAAGGCUUGACAUGGACUAGAAGCAAAAGUAGGAGAACGGUUCUUAUGACUAUUCCAUCUGAUGUUUGGUAUGAAAAGGAAGAAGAGAAUGCGAACACACCUCAUACCGAGGAUUCCCUCGGAAGACCAGUAGACAUUGAGCAAAAGUUUCCUGAAUUAGAGUAUGAUGCCGAAACUAGAAAUAUGUCCAGGAAAGAUUCUCAAAAUUCCAUUAAUGUUUCUACUGAAGAAGAGAGCAUCAAAGAGAUAGAUGUAGAUGUAAAUGAUACUACGACUGUCCUUGAUUGUGUUGCAGGAGUGAACAAAUUGGCUAUAGCUCAGUCAGAGAUAUUUAGUGAUGUUCCGGUUGCGGAAGCAUCAACUAGGAUUGAUGACUCAAUGAACAGAGGCAAUGGUGCUUGGCAGCGUCAUAAUUGGCCCCAAAAAUUCCAAAGAUACCGGAGAAAAAUAAUUGAACUAUGGGUUAGAUGCAAUGUACCAUUGGUCCACAGAAGCUAUUUCUUUUUGCUCUUUAGAGGUGAUCCUUCAGACAAUGUGUACAUGGAGGUUGAGCUUAGAAGAUUGUACUUUCUGAAGGACAUGUCUGCCCGUGGAACUAACGAGAUGAUAAAUACUCAAAUCGUCUCACCAUCCUCAAGUUUGAAGGCUCUAAAUCGAGAAAGGGAUUUUUUAGCAAGGCAAUUACAGAAAAAGUUCACGAAAAGGGAGAGAGAGGAACUUUACCUCAGGUGGGGGAUUGACUUAGAGACAAAGCAGAGGAGCUUACAGUUGACACGCUGUUUAUGGACAGACACAAAAGACUUGAAACAUAUGAUUGAGAGUUCUGUGCUUGUUGCCAAGUUGGCUGGAUAUGUAGAGCCACGCUAUGCCCCUAAGGAGAUGUUUGGGCUUAGCUUCUUAACCCCGUCAUCAAGUAAGAAAUCCUCCAGCUGGAGAGACAACAUGUCUUCACUAUCCCUAUUAUGAGCUUGAGGGAGAUAGAAUAAGUUUUUCUUUGAUGGCUCUUCAUUGCACAGCUUUAUCAUGCAUAGUUGAAUGUUCGAGUUCUCUUCAUUGCAAAUUGAACAUCGCGCUUAUGAGCUGACCGUAGUUGCAGAUUUAUUUAUUUUAAUUCAUUGAUUCUGCUGCUUGAGGCAUUCUUUUUACAUCCUUCUCUCCAUAUAAAUAUAUGUUAUAUCUUCUCAUGGAAUGCUAAUAGAAGCUGAAGUGAAUAAUUAAUACAUUUCAGGCCA
Messenger RNA from Hevea brasiliensis (rubber tree), 3556 nucleotides. RefSeq names its product kinesin-like protein KIN-7F. The coding region runs from base 477 to 3290 and encodes 937 amino acids. Gene Ontology annotation, molecular function: microtubule motor activity; microtubule binding; ATP binding. The transcript has 12 exons. The record is from RefSeq and is a predicted model, not a curated record. Lineage: Eukaryota; Viridiplantae; Streptophyta; Magnoliopsida; Malpighiales; Euphorbiaceae. Gene Ontology annotation, biological process: microtubule-based movement.